UUUCCAUGCUGAACAACGGCAACAUGACAACGUUUCCAUUGGUCACACAAGUAAAACAGGAAACUAAGAGACUGUGACUACUAAAAAAUAACAGAAAAUAAACAAAUCAUGACAGAAUACUGAUACUAUCCCUACUCAAAGAGCAAGUUCACUCAAAGGAAAACACACUAAUGUUAUUUAAUAAUGGCUCUACAUGUCUGCUCGUGUGCUUCCUCCCGAGCAGCUGGGACAUUGGGGAGUGGUCAGAAUGCAGUACGACAUGCGGGCUGGGCAUGCAGCACCGGCAGGUUUUGUGUCGGCAGAUUUACGCCAACCGGACCCUGAACGUUCACACGAGCCGCUGCGAACACUUAGAACGACCGGAGAUCACCAGCAGCUGCCAGCUGAAGAUCUGCAGUGAGUGGCAGGUCCGCUCAGAGUGGAGCGCGUGCUCGGUGCCCUGUGGUCUGGGUCAGAGGUCACGAGAGGUGCGCUGUGUCAGCAACGUGGGCGACUUUGUUCCUGACGAGGAGUGCAACAUGAAUCUGAGGCCGUUCGAUGUGGAGAACUGCGACAUGGGGUCCUGCGCCAAGAGCUGGUUCUACACCGAGUGGGGGAACAGGUGCUCGGCUGAGUGUGGGAUGGGUGUUCGGACGCGAGGAGUUCUCUGCCUCACGAACCACGUCAGCGGUCUCCCUCUGGAGGGCUGCGGCAGCGAGAGACCCCAAAACUCUCAGGUCUGCAACAGCGGAGCUUGUGAGAACCGCAUCGAGUGGUUCACGGGCCCCUGGAGCCAGUGCUCAGCAGAGUGCGGUGCGGGCAGCCAUCAGAGGGCCGUGGUGUGUUUGAUGAAGUCGGAGGAAGGACUCUCCGUCGUUCCUCCGUACGAGUGCUCCUCUCUGGACCGACCCCUCGGCCAGCAGAGCUGCACCCUGAAGGCCUGCGGGGCAAAGUGGUUCCACACGGACUGGAGCGCUUGUUCAAAAACCUGUGAGGGCGGUUUCCGUGUGCGGGAGGUUCGCUGCCUGUCGGACGACUCGCUGCCGAGCGACGCCUGUGAUCAGAAACUGAAACCUGGAGGGAGAGAGGACUGCAGCCCGGAGCCCUGCACCCCAAACAUAGAUGAGAACUGCAGAGAUAAGUACUUCAACUGUAACGUGGUGGUCCAGGCUCGGCUCUGCGUCUACGAUUACUACAAAACCUCCUGCUGUGCGUCCUGUACCCGAGUCGCCGAAAAACAAAAACAGUCCGUCCAGAGGAGCCGCAGCUAACCCCCCCCGGACCCUGGCUUCAAUGGACGCUUGUUUUGACGGCCAGGGAAGGAAACUGAAGACUUUAAGUGGGUUCGUUUGGAGUAUUGAUGUCACGUACGAGAACGAUCCGAUUCUUUUGAACUUCUCUUUGGUCCGAACGAAGAGAACCGAGUCGUACUUGGUGUGAGCCGUUCUUUUUAUCGUUGGUUCACUGCCUGCCAUAAAUCCACUCGCCUUCACAGGAACUUGCUUUCCUGAAUGCAAAUGUUCCAUAGAUGAUGGCAUAGCGCAUGCUGCUUGAGUAGUAGUUUGGCUGGCUGCAGCAAGUUAUACAUUUUUCUGUGAGCAAAAGUAGAUUUCUGGCAAUACAGUCAAUCAUUAUGAUGGUGAUUAUUUAGCAGAUAAACCUAUUAACCCCGCCGUCUUAAAAAAAAAACACGUCUCUUUUGAACGGCUCUGGGAAAGGAACGGAGCCAAUUCCCAUCACUAGUUUGGAGAAAGCUGAAGAUAGUGGAGGACAGGAAUCCACUCACUGGACAAAAAGACAUCUGGAGACGGGACAGAGACUAUCAGCGGACAGAGGAACAUACAAGACACCUUUUAAAAUGGAUUUUAACCACAAAGACAAUCCGUUUUUGUUUCAAGAUAUUUGCAGUCCACUUCCACCAAUGAUGGCUGCUAUGGAUUACAUGAUAUGAAGAGGACAGCGCCUGUAAACUGUUUAAAGUGGACGAUAUUGAGAAAGUGUAUAUGUUCUGAUGUGUUUUUGUACUCUUCAAUGGUCAGAUUUAUGGACGAAUGUCACAUGAAGUCGAUGCGGUUUCACCUUUUUCAACUUUUUGACACUUUGACCAAAGAUUUGUAACCAGAGCUGCAGCUGAAGAUUAUUGUCAUAUUGAUUAAUCUAUCAAUUGUUUUGUCUAUAUACUGUCAGAAAGAGUGAAAAAUGCCCAUCCCAGUUUUUAAAAAGUCCAAAACCCAAAGAGAUGUACUUUAAUAAGAUAUAAAACAGAGAAAACCAGAACAUCUUUAUAUUUGAGAGGCUGAAAAACGUACUUUUCUGCAAUUGUUUGCAUAAAAAAUAACUAGCGGUUAUAAAAAACAGUAUUCUUUUUUAACAAAGACACAUUUACUAUUUUUCUUGAAAAACAAAUGCAGUGCAUCCUCCCUGGACCUGAUGCAGUUUCCUUUAUCCAGAAAAUAUCUUUGUGGCAUAGAUUUCUGACGCCUACGAAGAAGCAAACCACUUUUCCCCCUAUAGGCCAGGAGGUGUAACUGCAGCCUGUUUAAUAAUCGUGUAUGACGGAGUGAAUGAUAAAGGUCCUCCAGCAACUGAAGAGAAGAAGCCCCUCUUUAGUUAUUUAUUUGAGUGGUUCCCAUGGAGACGAGUGCUUUAUCGGCCCACGCUGGCCUCUCAUUGGCUGUGGGGAUAAAACAUUGCCUCUCCACCAAUCACAGCCUUUGAACUGAAUUCAAGCUGCUGGAUGGGAUAAGCAGAUGUUGAAAAACCUAAAUAUGAUUAGGCAAAUGUUAAAAGUGCAUGUAUAUACAUAUAUUUUCUGUGGGAGAUGAUCAUUCCACACGUGUACGAUAGAUCACCAAUGUUAAAAAAGUAUAAUAAUAUUUGAUUGUACAGAUGACAGUAUUUUACAGCUAUUGAUCUGUGUGGCGAAUAUGAGGUUCAAUCAGUUUCAGACACGACCUGCACACAGUACCUCUCAAGUGUUUCUUUUGUACUAUAUGUAAUCAUUUCCCUCCAUGCACUAUAAACUGAUCUCUGAUCAGAAGUACUGUAUGUGUAUCAAUGUACAGCAUGACUCAAGUAUUACAAUUAAUUCAAUCUCUAAAGGUAGAAAAUGUGCCAGCAUGACGGGAUUAUUCUGGAUUUCCCCCAAAACGAUCAGAUUAGAUAUAAAAUGCCAGGGUGUUUCAGUAUUCAGUAGCUCAUUAAACUUCUGUAUGUGCCUUAUUUUACAUGUCUAGUGUUCAACAGUUGAUCUUCACAAGGAUUGCUCUUCUGAAAUAAACAAAAUACUAAUUAUGUGUACACUUUA
This is a messenger RNA of Gymnodraco acuticeps, 3286 nucleotides long. RefSeq names its product thrombospondin type-1 domain-containing protein 4-like. Gene Ontology annotation, biological process: extracellular matrix organization. NCBI's taxonomy places the organism in Eukaryota, Metazoa, Chordata, Actinopteri, Perciformes, Bathydraconidae. The transcript is spliced from 6 exons. Gene Ontology annotation, cellular component: extracellular matrix. Bases 171 to 1250 code for a protein of 359 amino acids. The record is from RefSeq and is a predicted model, not a curated record. Gene Ontology annotation, molecular function: metalloendopeptidase activity.